Molecule: messenger RNA, 870 nt
Organism: Bemisia tabaci
Lineage: Eukaryota; Metazoa; Arthropoda; Insecta; Hemiptera; Aleyrodidae
Source: RefSeq, a predicted model, not a curated record
CUUUUUUUUAUGUCAAGAUUUGCCAAACCUAUCUUUUUGUUUUGAAAAUGGAUUAUUCACCAAGAGAAUAUUCUCUGUAGAGAUGAGAUAAUAAUACUAUAUUUUGAGAAAAAUGAAAUGUGUCAAGUGCUUUCAUCGGGAAAACAAAUUUCAAGUUUCUAAAAAUGUUCCAAAAAUCUGAGUUGUGGAUUAUCAAUGUAUUGCUGUGCAUAUCACUGUCUGAGAGGGUUAUGACAGACCUGACACCAGAAGAAGAGGAAGCGCUUAUUGAGGCUCGAGAGGAUGACGAGUUGAUGAAGAUAAUUGUGAUCGAAAUGAUUAGAGAUAACGAUAACUGUCGAGACUACUGGCCAUGGUCACUCCAAAACGAUGGGGUUUACGGCCCAACGGAAGUACAUUGUAACCACGCCUGCAAUCUCAUUUCCGACUUGUACUUGAUGAAUGGAGGCGGAGACAAUAAGACUCGAAUCACCGAUGGCGGCCGCUGCAAGAACAGCUGGACAAUUUUCAAGCGCUGCAUGUGCCGACUCAAGGAUCACACCAUGCCCAAGUACAGGUGGAGGACCCUCCAUUUCAUCACUAAACGGUACCUCGGGCCAGUUAUGGUGAAAUACCUGAAUCAUACAACUUAUAUGCCGCCGGUCAUCACAAUACCUGAUCCAAAUUUCACGAAAGACUAUCUCUACCGAGAAAGCACGGAUCCCUGGAAAGACUUUUGGCAUUGAUAGGUGGAAGAGGAAAGGUUGGUUCGAAGUCGUAAUCGUAGAUAGAGGUCAAUUUCCUCAGAUUCUCUAGUGUGCACCCUCAAACCCCUAUUCCAAAUUGGAAAUACUAAAAUCCCCCAAUAAAAAAAUGGGGGCCAGGUCAUUC